Messenger RNA from Dibothriocephalus latus, 438 nucleotides. The record is from the annotation of a GenBank genome assembly. Lineage: Eukaryota; Metazoa; Platyhelminthes; Cestoda; Diphyllobothriidea; Diphyllobothriidae.
AUGAAUUAUUUAGACUUGGACAGUCUGGAAGCCGAGAGGCAACGCAUCCUGGCGGAAAUAAACAACCUAAAGGCUCAGUCUAGCUCCGUCCAGGACGCCUCACCGAUAGACCUAAAAAUGUCAUCUCCACAAUCGGAUUCGCGCCCGAUCAGUGUAUCUUCGGGUGAAACCAUCAUCUUUUCCGACUCCUCUUCUCCUGACUUGGCACCCUCAGAGGAAGCCCAAGAACCCGAUCAGACCACUGUUUCAACAAAUGCGCCGAUGACCUCCACCGCAGUCCCAAUCAAAACCAUACCAAUUGAUCUGAAAGACCAGCAGCCACAGGCAGAAGAGCAACCUGCGACUGACGAAAAAGAACAAUUGAUGGCCGAAGAGGAGAAGAUAGAGGAGGCAUUAGAAGAAGAAGCGGCAGCGGAGGAAGAAGAGGGCACAACGAUA